Molecule: messenger RNA, 2086 nt
Organism: Dendrobium catenatum
Lineage: Eukaryota; Viridiplantae; Streptophyta; Magnoliopsida; Asparagales; Orchidaceae
Product: glucose-6-phosphate isomerase, cytosolic
Exons: 24
Coding region: 145-1851 (568 amino acids)
Biological process (GO): gluconeogenesis; glucose 6-phosphate metabolic process; glycolytic process
Cellular component (GO): cytosol
Molecular function (GO): glucose-6-phosphate isomerase activity; monosaccharide binding; carbohydrate derivative binding
Source: RefSeq, a predicted model, not a curated record
AACCAGAGUAAGCGAAUCCAAGGCAUAUCCGAUUCCCCGACGAAGUAUGGAUAUAUAAAAAGAGAAACCACGGGCACCUGAUCACUGGGUUAGAGAUUGGCGUUCAACCACUAUCCUUCCACACGAGGACACGAGAAGAUUAUUAUGUCGCCUACUCUGAUUUGUGAUGCGGUGGAAUGGCAAGACUUGAAGGGAAACGUCGAGGAGAUAAAAAGGAUGCACUUGCGUGAUCUCCUGGCUGAUGUUGAGCGGUGCAAAUCAAUGAUGGUGGAGUAUGAUGGGAUAAUUUUGGACUAUUCUAGGCAGUGUGCAGACCAGGAAACAAUGGAGAAACUUUUCAAGUUGGCAGAGGCAGCUCAUCUUAGAGAGAAGAUUAAUAGAAUGUACAAUGGAGAGCAUAUAAACAGUACCGAGGACAGGUCUGUGCUGCAUAUAGCUUUGCGUGCUGCAAGGGAUUCAGUUAUUCGUAGUGAUGGGAGGAAUGUGGUUCCAGAUGUUUGGCAUGUAAUAGAAAAGAUCAAUGACUUCUCUGAAAGGGUUCGAAGUGGUUCAUGGGUUGGAGCAACAGGAAAACCAUUGAAGGAUGUAAUAGCUGUGGGUAUUGGUGGAAGCUUUCUUGGACCUUUAUUUGUGCAUACUGCUCUUCAGACUGAUCCUCAGGCUGCAGAGUUUGCAAAAGGGAGACAACUCCGUUUUCUUGCAAAUGUUGAUCCGGUUGAUGUUGCCCGAAGCAUUACUGGUUUGAAUCCUGAAACUACAUUGGUCGUUGUAGUUUCAAAAACUUUUACAACAGCUGAAACUAUGUUGAAUGCUCGGACAUUGAGGGAAUUGAUUUCUGAUGCUUUGGGCCGACAGGCAAUAGCAAAGCAUAUGGUGGCUGUCAGUACAAAUCUGAAGCUUGUGGAACAGUUUGGGAUUGACCCGAAUAAUGCUUUUGCUUUUUGGGACUGGGUUGGUGGUCGCUAUAGUGUUUGUAGUGCUGUUGGUGUGCUGCCUUUAUCUCUCCAAUAUGGUUUUCCAAUCAUUGAAAAGUUUUUGAAUGGAGCUCGUAGCAUUGACGACCACUUCUAUUCAACUUCGUUUGAUAAAAAUAUACCUGUGCUUCUAGGUUUAUUGAGUGUAUGGAAUGUUUCAUUUCAUGGGUUUCCGGCAAGAGCUAUAUUACCAUACUCUCAAGCACUAGAGAAGUUUGCCCCACAUAUUCAACAGGUGAGCAUGGAAAGUAAUGGAAAGGGUGUAUCCAUUGAUGGAAUUCCGCUUCCUUUUGAAACUGGUGAAAUUGAUUUUGGAGAACCUGGAACAAAUGGUCAGCAUAGUUUUUACCAGCUAAUACAUCAGGGAAGAGUUAUUCCUUGUGAUUUUAUUGGCGUUGUCAAAAGCCAGCGGCCUGUGUAUUUGAAAGGAGAAAUAGUAAGCAAUCAUGAUGAGCUCAUGUCUAAUUUCUUUGCACAACCAGAUGCUCUUGCUUAUGGGAAGUCCCCCGAACAGCUACAGAGUGAGAAUGUGGCCAGUCACCUCAUUCCUCAUAAGACCUUUUCUGGUAAUCGGCCGUCUCUUAGUCUUCUUCUACCUUCCUUGUCUGCUUAUAACGUUGGACAGCUUUUAGCUAUAUACGAGCACCGUAUUGCUGUUGAGGGCUUCAUAUGGGGUAUCAACUCAUUUGAUCAAUGGGGUGUGGAGUUAGGCAAGUCACUUGCCUCCCAAGUCAGAAAACAGUUGAACUUGUCUCGCAAAUCAGAGAAGCCUAUUGAGGGCUUCAACUUUAGUACCACAACAUUGUUAAGUAGAUAUCUUCAGGUGGAUAGUGGCUUACCACCUGACAGCUCUACUACCGUGCUACCAAAAAUCUAAUGUAUCACUCAGCCUCAGGAAGAUGAACUUUGCUUAGUUAUCUGUUUUAUUAUUGUGAUAAUAAUUGGCACUUUUGGAUGCCGAUUCUGUAACCCUUCAAGCUUGAGGACUAAUAAGUAAAGGCAAGCAAAUAGAAUAUUUUGAUUGCUUCGUGUCAUGCAGAAUGUUCAUUGUGGAGCUGAAGGUUUUAUUUGGGAUAAUUUAUUAUUAUUAUUAUUUAUUUGCUGUUUUUAAA